Molecule: messenger RNA, 2649 nt
Organism: Aspergillus mulundensis
Lineage: Eukaryota; Fungi; Ascomycota; Eurotiomycetes; Eurotiales; Aspergillaceae
Product: Proliferating cell nuclear antigen
Exons: 7
Coding region: 1-2649 (882 amino acids)
Biological process (GO): regulation of DNA replication; mismatch repair; leading strand elongation
Cellular component (GO): PCNA complex
Molecular function (GO): DNA polymerase processivity factor activity; DNA binding; myosin binding
Source: RefSeq, a predicted model, not a curated record
AUGGAUCUGACUGUUAGGUCUUCAGGAGAAGGCGAACACAGCCCCGACUGGCCUGUCAAAGAGACCGACAACGAAGACGAGCUAUCCGAUUCCACUGCCGCCGACUUUGCGCCUCGAGGAGCAUCGAAAUUCCAGACCCGUAUACGGAGCAAACUACCGAAACCUCUGAACCUCAAGGCAUCGCGCCAGACGGCUGCUCUGGGUCGGUUGUACGAUGUCUGCUCAUCCGCGUUGAACUCGCGUCUGGGCCGAAACGAUAAUGAGAGAUUCUUGGAACAAUUUGGCUACGUUAUUGUCGCCUCGCAACUACUGAACGAACAUAAUGCUCCGUCCUACACCUCCGCUACCGACGUCCUAUCGAAUACAGUCCCGACGGACCUUCCCACGCUAUCCACCACAUUCGGCUUACAGGGGGCGUUUGUCACCGCCUCGACCUCGUUCUCAAUUGCUUGGUUAUUACAUUGGAGCCGACCUCGAACCGGGACGGGCAUCAACCCUCGAAAAGUCGGCGUUCUACUAGUAUUGGUCCCGGUGCUUGGAGUCCUAUUCUACGCUUUCGCGAGGCGUCAGUGGAUCAAAUACCUGCGACAUCAAGCUGUGGAUGCGGCAAUGCUCUUUAUUGGCAAUGCUCAGGGGUUUGACUCGGCGGCUUCGGCAAGUACACCUCUACCCCCGGUCAGUAGACUCGAGGACCAGGCCCAAGUCCGUCGUUGCCUCAGACUACGUCACAUCGUAUCCGAGUGCUUCUACUCUAUGCUUGGCCACUACAUCCAAGCGCAGCAUGCCCUACAACCGCUGACGGACAGCGCAAAUCUCGCUAAAUAUCAUGACAUCUACGAUAUUUCGCGAGAAGACCUCAUCGAGAUCGAAAGUGCCUUUGCUGAUCGAGAAAAUGAAGACCGGUUUUCUUUACGUGGCCUUCGGACGCUGUUUGGAAGAUUAUAUCUUGUUAGGAAAAGCAUCCUUUGCUGUCUUUUGGCUCUUGGGGCCGACGGGGGCGGGUCGGACAUUGCGAGGUGGAGCACCGCUAUUGAGCAGAUGAGAAACUUGACCACAGUGACUGGCGACAGCAUGCAAAGAAUGACAAACAUACUGAACGAAGAAGAUCGCACGGCUGAUGUCCCACCAUCGCCACUUCCGACAGCUUCUCCUGGCAAAGACCGCCUUCGCGCUCAAUACAGGAAGCUGAAUUCACUCUCUCAGGGCAUUCGUGCCCUGCACGCAAAGAUGCACAUUUUUAAGGAGAUGUCUACAAACGACGUCGAAACUGACACCAGCGAGCUAGAAGCUUCACUUCUAGCUCAGUACGAAUCAAUCGGGACUGAUAUCAAGGGCUUGCUCCAGGAAUGGGAAACCGGCAAGUCCAGCCUUAUGAGCAGUCUCGACAACCAGUCCGUUGCGACUCGUUCGCGGCCACCGAGCGGGCUUUUCCCUGUAUCACCCACACCCAGCCUAGGCGGCACCACCGCGGUGGAAGGUAGUCCGUCCGAUGCGUUGAGAGCCUUGAACGGCGAAAGCAGGCCUGUCUCGGGUAUCACCUAUAGCAUCGACGAUGCCGAAGAGAUUUUCGAGGCCGUUGCCCUUCCCCGAAGUAACAAGCGGGCAUCUUUGACUCGAGAAGAGCGUAUUGCGCGGGUAAAAGAAGAUCGAGCGAAACAAGCCGCUGCGCGAGACCGGAUGGAUGCUAAUACCCACAUGCUGAAAGAGCUUGAGAUGAAUCCUCAACUUCACAUCCUCGUCUCCCUCUUUCCCCACGCUUCUCACCGCAUCCCAUCCUCAUCACUCAAUCACACAUUAAACAGCACAUCAAGAUGUUGGAAGCCCGCCUCGAACAAGCCAGUCUCCUCAAGCGCGUACGUUGCCUCCAAUCCCACAAUUUUCCUCUCCGACCAUAACUCACAACUUCCCCUUCAGGUCGUCGACGCCAUCAAAGAUCUCGUGCAGUACUGCAACUUCGACUGCAAUGACUCCGGAAUCGCCCUUCAGGCCAUGGACAACUCCCACGUUGCCCUGGUCUCCAUGCUCCUCAAGGCCGAGGGCUUCUCUCCCUACCGCUGCGACCGCAACAUCCCCAUUGGUAUCGAUCUGGUCUCCCUGACCAAGGUCCUGCGGGCUGCUCAAAACGAAGAUAUCCUCACCCUGAAGGCGGACGACUCUCCCGAUGUCGUUAACCUGAUGUUCGAGAGCGCAGAGACGGACAGGCUGAGCGAGUACGAUAUUAAGUUGAUGGACAUUGACCAGGAGCACCUUGCCAUCCCGGAGACGGAGUACGCUGCGACGGUUGAGAUGCCCUCGGCAGAGUUCCAACGAAUUUGCAGGGAUCUUAACGCGCUCUCCGAGUCAGUCGUCAUCGAAGCAACAAAAGAAGGCGUCAAGUUCUCCUGCCAGGGCGACAUCGGCAGCGGCUCCGUCACAAUCCGCCAGCACACAAGCGUCGACAAGCCCGAGCAGAACGUCUCCAUUGUCCUCAGCGAACCCGUCGCCCUCACAUUCUCCCUCAAGUACCUCGUCAACUUCUGCAAGGCCACCAACCUCUCCAGCACCGUCAGCCUCUCGCUCUCCCAGGAAGUCCCUCUGCUCGUCGAGUACGGUCUUGGUAGCGGUCACCUGAGGUUCUAUCUCGCUCCCAAGAUCGGUGACGAGGAGUAA